Melospiza georgiana is the source of this 695-nucleotide messenger RNA. Its product is annotated as H-2 class II histocompatibility antigen, E-D beta chain-like. Gene Ontology annotation, cellular component: membrane; MHC class II protein complex. NCBI's taxonomy places the organism in Eukaryota, Metazoa, Chordata, Aves, Passeriformes, Passerellidae. Gene Ontology annotation, molecular function: MHC class II protein complex binding. Gene Ontology annotation, biological process: positive regulation of T cell activation; immunoglobulin production involved in immunoglobulin-mediated immune response; immune response. The record is from RefSeq and is a predicted model, not a curated record.
AUGGGGCGAGGGGCGACAGCUGGGGCCCUGCUGGUGGCACUGGUGGUGCUGGGAGCCCCCCCGGGUGCGGGCGCGGAGCUCUCGGGGGUGUUUCAGGAGCAGAUAACAUCGGAGUGUCACUUCAUUAACGGCACGGAGAAGAUGCGGUACGUGGAGAGGUUCCUCUACAACCGGAUGCAGUUCGCGAUGUUCGACAGCGACGUGGGGCACUACGUAGGGUUCACCCCCUAUGGGGCGAAGGCGGCUAAGUCCUGGAACAGCGACUCGGCUAAACUGGAAUACAAAAGGGCUCAGGUGGACAGGUACUGCCAAAACUACGAGGUGGCCCCCCCGUUCCUCCUGGGGCGCCGAGUGCCCCCCAGCGUGUCCAUCUCGCUGGUGCCCCGCUCGAGCUCCCAGCCCGGCCCUGGCCGCCUGCUCUGCUCCGUGAUGGAUUUCUACCCUGCUGCCAUCCAGGUGAGGUGGUUCCAGGGCCAGCAGGAGCUCUCGGAGCACGUGGUGGCCACCGACGUGGUCCCCAACGGGGACUGGACCUACCAGCUGCUGGUGCUGCUGGAAACGCCGCCCCGGCGCGGGGUGAGCUACAGCUGCCAGAGAUGCCGCCGGACGCCGCCCGCAGCAAGAUGCUGACGGGCAUCGGGGGCUUCGUCUUGGGCUUGGUCUUCCUGGCGCUGGGGCUCGGCUUCUCCCUGCAC